This is a messenger RNA of Rotaria sp. Silwood1, 3354 nucleotides long. Lineage: Eukaryota; Metazoa; Rotifera; Eurotatoria; Philodinida; Philodinidae. The record is from the annotation of a GenBank genome assembly.
AUGAUAAGUUUUGUAUUUAACGAAACAAGUAAUACAUAUAGAAAAUAUUAUUCAACUAAAACACCUUAUAAAUCACCACCAUCAACAUUAGUUUUACCUUUACCACCAACGGGAUUUGAAUUAGUAUGUACACAAAUUCUUGCUCGGCACGGUUGUCGAGCAUUAGAAGGUCGAAAAUAUGAUAAAUUAACAAUGGCAUUAUGGACACAAGCAAAAGAAAAACAAGCAUUAACAGAAUAUGGUCAACAAUUUGGUGAAGAUCUUCAAUAUUUUAUUUCUAUCAAUGAUAAAUUAGGACGUGGUCAAUUAUCUGGACUUGGCAAAAUUGAACAUCAAACUCUUGCACAACGUUUAACUGAACGUAUUUUACCAUUGUUUAUGAAAGUUCUAUUAACUAAUUCUUCAACUCGUAUUAGUAUUGUGAAUAGUGGUAAAUCUCGUACGAAAGAAAGUUCAACUGCAUUUGUACAUGGUUUACCAGUAGCUAUAACUCAUUUAAUUGAUUAUGAACCAGCAAAUCCAGCAUUACUUUCAUUUUAUGAAGAUAUUAAAUAUCAAACAUGUUUUAAAAAAGAUAAACAAUUAAAAGAUAAACUUCGUUCUGUUCAAAUGCAACCAUAUUCAAGACAAAUGGCACGUAGUGUACUUGAACGAUUAUAUCACAAAUCAUUUAUUGAUAAACUUGCUAAUGGAUCUUAUUUAAUAAAUGAUAGUGAAUCAGGAAAAUCAAUAAAAGAUGAAGUAGAUGCUGUUCGUAUGCUUCAUGGUCUAUAUUUAAUUGGUCCUAAUUUACGUGAAGAAGGUAUUGAAUCUUUAUUAGAAAAAUAUUUUGAUUUAAAUGAAUCAGCUUGGUUUGCUUAUCUUCACGAUGCAAAAGAAUAUUAUGAAAAAGGUCCUGGACUUUCAGAUCGAACCAUAAUACAUGAAAUGGCACAAAUAUUACUUGAUGAUUUUUUUCUUCAUUCUGAACAAUGUUCUCAAAUAGAUUCAACACAUUUUCUUCGUGCACGUUUCACUCAUGCUGAAGCGAUUAUUCCUUUUGCAGCACUAUUAAAAAUUCCGAUAUUAAGUGAUAAAUCAACACCUAUUAAUGAAACGUAUACAUAUGAAAAUAAUGGUUGGCGUGGUGAAUUAGUUUCACCAAUGGCAGCUAAUAUUCAAUGGGAAAUAUAUCGAAAUUAUAAUAAUGAUACAAUUGAUUAUUUUCCCGAUCAACAAAUACUUAUUCGAAUGUUAUUUAAUGAAUAUCCUGUUCCAUUUAAAUAUGAAUGUAAACCAUAUGAUAUGAUCAACCAUUUUUUUUAUACAAUUGAUGAAUUAAAACGAUGUUAUAGAAUAUCUCUCUACGAUAGCCUUGAUACAUUAGACACUGAUGAUUGGCAAACAUUAAUUAAUAUUCAACGCAUGUGGAUGGGAGAAUGUAAUGGAGUUAAUAUACUCUUUAAACUUUCGAUUCCCACAAGUGAAUUUGAUUUUAUUGAAACAUUUACAAUAAAACCUGAAACUUUAUUAAAUAUUACACAUCUUUAUAUCCAAAGUACUCAUAAAUUAGCUCGACCAGAUCUAAUCGAAGAAACUGAUACUGGUGCAAAACGUUUACGUAUUGAUGCUAUUCAUCCAUUAACAGAACGUAUAUUACCAAUUUUUAUUAAUGAUAAUGCAGAUUUUGGACCAAAAAUACGAUCAAAUAUGACUAUGUUAAAUGUUCAAAUAGGUACACCUCUAUCGAAUGAAUUUGAUGAAUCAUUUGCAAAUAAACAUAAAAUUUCAACUUUUAUUGAUUCAUCAACUCAUUGGUAUAGACUGGAUUUAGAAACAUUACUAGCUGAACUUCGUUCACGUGAAUUAGGUGGUUAUCGAACAUCUGGUAAACUUAAUGAUUGGUGUAUUUCACGUCAACGUUAUUGGGGUACACCAAUUCCAAUAAUUCAUUGCAAUCAUUGUGGCACUGUACCAGUACCAAUGACUGAAUUACCUGUUCGAUUACCUUCACUUGAAAAUAUAAAAUCUUCAUCAAAAACAGGUAUUUCACCAUUAGCUAAUGCUCAUGAUUGGAUAAAAACUCGAUGUCCAAAAUGCGGACAUUUAAAUGCUAAACGUGAAACUGAUACAAUGGAUACAUUUGUUGAUUCAUCAUGGUAUUUUCUACGCUAUUUGGAUAAUGAAAAUACAACAAAACCGUUUGAACCAGAAAUCGCUAACAAAUUAAUGCCAGUCGAUCUCUAUAUCGGCGGGCUAGAACAUGCUUUAACACAUUUAUUUGUCGCUCGAUUUAUUCAACAUUUUAUGCAUUCGAAAGGUCUUUGUACUUCUAUUGAACCAUUCAAACGAUUUAUACCUAUAGGAAUGGUUCAAGGUAAAACUUAUAAAACAUCAAGUGGUCAAUAUAUUUCAAAAGAUAAUAUUAUAACAAUUGAUAAAAAUACAGUAAUACAUUCAUUAACUAAAGAACCACUACAAAUCGAUUGGGAAAAAAUGAGUAAAUCAAAAUAUAAUGGUAUUGAUCCAGAAGAAAUAAUUGAUCAAUAUGGAGUAGAUUUUACAAGAAUACUUAUGCUUACAUUUGUUCAUCCAAGAUCACUACGCAAUUUUAAUUUGGAAGAUGGUAUUGCUGAAGGUUUACAAAAUUGGUUUAAAAUUUUAAUUAAUCUUUAUGUUGAAUUAAUUGAAUCUCGAACAAAAUCAAAUAUAAAAUCAUCAAUGACUAAUGAAGAAUUUAGUCAAAUUGAAAUAGCUUUACGUGAUCAACGAUUAAAUACUAUUUAUACAGUGACAUUUUAUAUUGAUAGUUUUUUUAGUGUAGCAUCAGCUAUAAUAGAAUUACAAAAAUUAACACGUUAUCUACGAAAAGUUCCAAUAAAUGUUAAACAACAAUCAAAUGAAUAUUUAAGAUCUCUUUGUGAUUUAUUAGUUAUGAUUGGACCAGUUAUUCCAUUUCUAUCAUCAGAACUUUGGACAAUUUUACAAAAACAAAUAAAACUUAAUAUCGAUGGCUAUGAUCUAAAUAAAAGUUUAUUUGAACAAAAUUAUCCAACAUUACCUGAUGAUUAUCCAGGCAAAAUUAAUGCUUUAUAUGAUACAACUAUAUUUGCUUCGAUGCCAAUAUCUCGAUCACUUCUUCCAUCUUUAUCAACAUCGGAUGUUUUAAAAUAUUUAAAUGAAAAUGAUCAGCAAUCUCAAAUGACAAUGUUUAUUGAAAACAAUGGUUUAAAACUUGAUCGUUUACGUAAAUUAGGAGAUUAUUGUGCAACACUUAUUUAUGAACGUGAUCCAAAUGUAACUAUUAUUGAACAACCAGAACUUAAUUACGAUAAGAAAAAAAGCAAAACACCAAAAAACAAAAAUGUUUCCUAA